CAUACAGAGACAACCAGGUGUCAAAUCGUCGGAUAAAAUGCCCUCAUCCGGCGAGCUAAAGCAACAGAGAUAUUGAUUUCACGAGUAACAGGCAUCUCUGAUUGGUCAAGCUGUUGGUUUGAAUUUGAUAAAUAAUAUAAAUAAAGCUCCACGGAAUUAUUUAAAGCACAAGCACACUUUGAGUCACUACACUCCAUACUCGAAAAUGUCCGAGGCAGAGGCAAAAUCAGCUGCUCCAAGCGCUGAGCUUUUGGAAUGGCCGAAGAAGGACAACCGUCGCCUCCUUCACGCCGUGUACCGCGUCGGCGAUCUCGAUCGCACGAUCAAGUUUUACACGGAGGCUCUAGGGAUGAAGCUGUUGAGGAAGAGGGAUAUUCCUGAAGAGAAAUACUCGAAUGCAUUUCUGGGAUUUGGGCCUGAAGAGUCUCACUUCGUGGUCGAGUUGACCUACAAUUAUGGCGUGUCUUCUUAUGAUAUCGGGACUGGUUUUGGACAUUUCGCCAUUGCUACUCCCGAUGUUAAAAAGCUAGUUGAAGAGGUUCGUGCCAAAGGUGGUAAUGUGACGAGGGAGCCUGGUCCUGUGAAAGGUGGGAACAGCAUCAUUGCCUUUGUGAAGGACCCAGAUGGUUACACAUUUGAGAUCAUUCAGCGACCUUCCACCCCUGAGCCACUUUGUCAAGUAAUGCUCCGCGUUGGUGAUCUUGAACGCUCAAUCAAGUUCUAUGAAAAGGCUUUGGGCUUGAAGCUAUUAAGGACGAUUGAGAGGCCUGAAUACAAGUACAACAUAGCCAUCCUGGGAUAUGCAGAGGAAGACCAGACAACCAUUUUGGAGUUGACUUAUAACUAUGGUGUGACUGAAUACACCAAGGGAAACGCAUAUGCGCAGAUUGCUAUUGGUACUGAUGAUGUCUACAAAAGUGCUGAGGUUGUCAACUUGGUUACACAAGAACUUGGAGGAAAGAUAACCAGGCAACCUGGACCAAUUCCCGGACUCAACACCAAGAUCACUUCUUUUCUGGAUCCAGAUGGCUGGAAAACUGUGCUGGUUGACAAUGAGGAUUUUCUCAAGGAACUGCAGUAAGCACGAAUAUAACCGCAUGAAGUCAAAGUAUCUGUGGAUAGUCCAUAUUAUAUGAAUAAGAUAUUCCACAUGCUGUAUUAGCAACCAGGCAUUGCCUGUUUCAGUAUGGUUGCGUAUGUUACUUUGUUUUUCUAUUUUAAUAGGACAUGGUACUUUGUUUGUCUAUUUUAAUAGGACAUGGUACUUCGACUAUCUGUUUUAAUAUGGUUGUCAAAGUUAAUCUAUGUCUGUUUAACGUGGUUGUACUAUGGUAAUGGUGGUAACCGAGGUUGACAUCAUUGUGAAAAUUUUAUGAUCGUGUCGGUUUAGUAAAGUGAUUUUG
Messenger RNA from Prunus persica (peach), 1403 nucleotides. Its product is annotated as putative lactoylglutathione lyase. Gene Ontology annotation, cellular component: cytoplasm. The record is from RefSeq and is a predicted model, not a curated record. The transcript has 7 exons. Gene Ontology annotation, molecular function: metal ion binding; lactoylglutathione lyase activity. Bases 206 to 1081 code for a protein of 291 amino acids. NCBI's taxonomy places the organism in Eukaryota, Viridiplantae, Streptophyta, Magnoliopsida, Rosales, Rosaceae.